AUGAACGGCUACGGUUCGCCCUACUUGUACAUGGGCGGCCCGGUGGCGCCUCCGGCGCGGGCGCCCCUGCAGCGGACGCCCAAGUGCGCGCGCUGCCGCAACCACGGCGUGCUGUCGUGGCUGAAGGGCCACAAGCGCUACUGCCGCUUCAAGGACUGCACGUGCGAGAAGUGCAUCCUCAUCAUCGAGCGGCAGCGCGUCAUGGCCGCGCAAGUGGCGCUGCGCAGGCAGCAGGCCAACGAGAGCCUCGAGAGCCUCAUCCCCGACGCUCUGCGCGCCCUGCCCGCCGCCGCCGCGCCCGGCUCGGCUGGGGCCACGGCCACAGGACACCCCGGAGCUGGAGCAGCAGGAGCCGCUGCAGCCGCCGUCGCCCCCUCGGAGGGACCCCCAGGCACCCCGCAUCGCCCGCCGAUGGAACUGGCCGCCGCAGCCCUCCGCUGGGCUUCCGAGCAGCCCGCCGCCGUCCAGCCGCAACUGGCCAAAGCAGACCUGACUGAAGACCGACUGGGGGAUGCCAGCGGAGUGGACAGUGCCGAGACCUAUAGUGACAAAGACACCGACCAAAGGAGCACCCCGGACUUGACAAAAGCCAAGAGCGGUUUCACUCCAGAGAGCCCAGAGAUUGUGUCCGUGGAUGAAGGAGGCUACGCCAUCCAGAAAAACAGUGGCAGCGCCGACAGCAGGCCCGAGAGCCCCAAGUACCAGCCAGAGCCAAACCACCUCCUGAUCGAAGGUCCGUCAGGGACAGUUUCUCUUCCUUUUGGCUUGAAAGCCAACCGACCACCCCUUGAGGUGUUAAAAAAGAUAUUUCCCAACCAGAAGCCAACCGUGCUUGAAUUAAUCUUGAAGGGCUGUGGGGGUGACCUGGUGAGUGCGGUUGAGGUUCUUCUGUCGAGCAGGUCCUCCAUAGCUGGCGGGGACCGAACUUCUGCAGAAUCGGAAGGUCUGGUUUUGCCUUCAAAUGGACACCUCUUUGAACACACGUUGGGUUCCUAUCCCAUUUCUUCCUCCAAGUGGUCAGUAGGAUCUGCCUUCAGAGUUCCAGACACGCUGAGGUUUUCUGCUGACGCUGGUAAUGUUGUGCCCAAUCCGUUGGCCGUCCCCCUACAGCACCCGUUCCCACAGCCACCUCGGUACCCGCUGAUGCUGAGGAAUACUUUGGCAAGAAACCAAUCCAGCCCGUUUCUGCCCAACGAUGUCACCUUGUGGAACACCAUGACGCUACAGCAGCAGUACCAGCUGAGGUCUCAGUAUGUCAGCCCUUUCUCCACCAAUACAACCAGCGUCUUCCGAAGUUCUCCAGUGCUUCCGACGCGGCCGUCAGAAGAUCCUAGGAUCUCCAUCCCUGACGAUGGAUGCCCAAUUGUCUCCAAGCAGCCUAUUUAUACAGAAGACGACUAUGAUGAAAGAUCGGACUCCUCAGACUCUAGAAUACUAAACACAUCCUCUUAGAAUGACAAUUUACAAUGAUAUUUAGCAAUGUGGCAGAACUACUGGGUAUCAAGAGGAAGGAAUGGCGGCCCUUGUAACUGUAUUAUAUAAAGAAGUGAUUUUGCUUGUUACUAUCCUUUAGCAAUAAAGACAUAACUUAUUUUAUUUCUUGCACUUCACUGGAAAAUGCCAAAUAGCUACCACUUCAUGGCUUUAGUACUGAACGUUUAUUGCAGAAAAAGGGGGGGGGAGAUUAAUUUUAAGCAUAGAUGUGAGAAACCAGGGAUUGCAGAACAUUUUAGAGUGGAGCAAAUAAGUCUUGCCUUGCAGACAGUUGGGAAUGUUGAUAUAUUGUACUUGAAUGCAGUGUUCAAAAAGA
This is a messenger RNA of Lacerta agilis (Sand lizard), 1810 nucleotides long. It is a transcript of the gene DMRT3, whose product is annotated as doublesex and mab-3 related transcription factor 3. Lineage: Eukaryota; Metazoa; Chordata; Lepidosauria; Squamata; Lacertidae. Gene Ontology annotation, cellular component: nucleus. Gene Ontology annotation, molecular function: RNA polymerase II cis-regulatory region sequence-specific DNA binding; DNA-binding transcription factor activity, RNA polymerase II-specific; protein binding. The transcript is spliced from 2 exons. The coding region runs from base 1 to 1452 and encodes 483 amino acids. The record is from RefSeq and is a predicted model, not a curated record. Gene Ontology annotation, biological process: regulation of transcription by RNA polymerase II; male sex differentiation.